AUGCCUCCAAAAGAUCCAGAACUAAUUUCCCUUCGAAAAGAAUUGGAAGAUUUAAUUGCAAAAUGUCAGGUAAUACAUUCGAUUGUUUAAUUAAUAUUGUCUCAUUUAUAAUAUUUUUUGCAAGAUUUCACCUUUUUUUUAUAUAAUUAAAAAAAUUUACUUUUUUUAUAAUCUAUAUAAUCAAUAGGCACUUUUGUUUAAUAAUAAUUAUUAACUUCAAUCUCAUAAAAAGAAUUAACAUUUGUUGGAAAAUAAUUAAACUAUGAGAUAAAUAUAAGUCAUUAAAAUAAGACACACCAUCAGAAUUACAAUCAGGAUUUGUUAUGAAUAAUUAUUUUUAUUAAAAUAAUAGCUAGGAAUGUAAUGUGUAUGAUAUAAAAUCCUAAAAAUUCUAAAUAGUAAACUAUUAAAAUGCACCAAUUUUUUUUUUUCUAAUAAUUUUGGUAUAAAUUUUAAAAAAUUAACAGAAAUCAACUUGGACUUCUUUUAACCUGAAAAAACUCCUACUUAAUAGUAUUGAUUUUAGUGAUCUAAGAAAUCAUUAAACAAUCUGGGUAGUAACAUCACAGAAUAGAUGAAAUUCUAUUCUGUUGCAAUAUUACCAUUAUCUGAUAAUAUAAUAUUAGUGUCUAUUUUACAAUUUGUUAGGCACCUGUAAUAAAAAUCAUAAAUUUGAUAGAAAAUCGACUAAAAAUUAAAUUUUCCAUCUCAUUUAAAAGUGGUACAUGAAACAAAUUUGUAACACUACAAAUAUCAGGUAUCAAUCUUUGAGAAAUCAUUGAAAUCACAGCUCUAUUAUUAUUUAAGAAUGUCCAUUAAUUUUACUAUCUGAUUAAAUGUUUAUACAAUAAACAUUAUAUUUUUAGUUAGUAUUUUUCUUACAUUUUAAUUUGACUAAUUUAUGUUAUUACACAAAACCAAAUUAACCUUUUUUUUUUUUUUUAUGUCAUUAGAUACCUUUGAAGGUGAAAUAUAUUUACUAGGGUUUCAUAUGGUUAAUUCGAAAGUUACUGUUUAGUAUUUACUAUUGAUUUUUGUAGAAUGUCAAUAUAAACUCAUUAGAUAUUAUCUAUAACAUUAUGAGUAUAAAUUUAAAAGACGAGCCUAUGCAAUUGUUACUGAGUUUUAAAUUGAAAUAUACCCAAUUAUUAUUUUUUUUUUCUAAAUUAACAAAUCAGAUUUUAAUAAUAAAAAAAUUAAAAUUAUCAACGUUUUAUGGUAUCAGAAUAAGUGUAUUUUUACUACAAUAACAUGUCUUGCAGAAAAAUUUCUCACAUCCUAUAGAAUUGUCGGAUUUAGUUAAUUUUUUUUAUUCAGAUGAGGGAACAUUUUGUGGGUCGGAUAGAAAAAAAAUAUCAUAAUACUGAUAAAUGAAGUUAAAAUAUGCAUUUGAAUAAUGUCAAUAUAUGUUAUUUUUUAAAUAUAUUUUCUAGUACUAUUCAAAGUUAAAUGAAAAUUCAUAUUUCUAUCCAACCUGUAAAAUAAUUUCUCUUCUUUGAAAUAAAAAAACAUUAGCUUCAGUAUCCUGGCACCUAACUUUGAAAUUUUAACUUAAAAAUUAUGUAAUGAAUUAAUUGAUAAUUUGUUGAACGAAAUUCAAAAUUUUUACUCCAUUUAACACCCGAAAACUGUAUUUUUUUUUUAUUUUCGAAGUGCUGAGGAAAAUGCCAGCAUCGGUAUAAAUGUGCUUAGAGACUUCAAACUGAUACGAGACGAUAUGGUUAGUGAUAGGCACUACCGGGUACCGAGUGAAGCUAUCGAAGUACUCGAUAGUUUCAAACUAUCUACUUCGUUGUUUUUAAAAAUGAUCGAUUAUCGACACCAUUUAUUCAGUUGGAAAAGUACUCUGUUGUUUUUAAACUAAUGAGUCAAAAAUACUAGGUUGUUUUUUAAACUAUCGAUAAUUGAAAUCGGUCGGUGGCCGGUGCUACUACUGAAUGACAACUAUCGACUAAUUCAUUCGAUAAUUUUUAAAACCAUCGAUGGAUAACAUUGCCUAUUCAAUCGAUAAAUCACCCUGUUGUUUUUUCAACUAUCGAUUAACAAUCGACAGUCAAAACUGGUUGGUUCCGUCCAUUACUAGUUACGGCAAAGUUUGUUUUAAUCUGUUAUAAUAAAUUCGGAAUAUAUUAUUCCAUUUUAACACCCAAAGAAGACUAUCUGCUAGUUUUUCUUUCCAGUAUAUAUUCCUGUACAUACAAGGUGAUAUAUUUAAGUAAGUAUACUCAAUACCACGGAAUGUCAAAUUUUUUCGAAAUUUGUUUUACAUAACAUUUAAGUUUUUGAAUAAUAAAUUACAAGUUUUAACCUGUCGCUUUGAACCGAUUUUCACCUAUUCUGGUGCCGGGGAAAGUUUAACCCAACACCCCAUACUAGGUAAUAAAAAGACGGUUUUCGGGUGUUAAAAUGGAGUGACAAAUCAUUAACUUAUUCUUGACAUUUUGAUAGUCGGGUGCCGGGGUAAUAAUGGACCUAAAACCAAUGAUUAAAAUUUGACAAAUAUGUACAAGGCGUUAGAGUUUUUCAUGUGAAAACAGUUUUGUUCAUCUAUAUAAUGCUAUACAUUUAAUUUUGAUCAAAGUGAAACACCGACUUUUGCGUGACUGUCCUUAUCGGCGCGUGCACGCUGUUAUAACGUUCACAUUUUCCGUAACCACAUCGAGUCAAGAAAUUCGGAAUAAUAUAACGACAACAGUUCCAAUUGUGUACGGCAGUACACCGACCUUAUCCAACCAUGAAGUGACUUAACCUUUUUUUUACAGAGGGCAUAAAAAAAAAAUAAAUAAUUCUUGGCAGGCCGAAAAUUUAAACUUUUACUUUCAAGUUAAUGGAAUAUUUUAGAUUAUGAGUGGAGUGACGGAGCUUAUGGUUUUAAAAUGAUGUUUUUUUUUUUUUCUAUGAAAAACUUUUCUACUAUACUCCGCACCACGAGAGAAAAUAAUCGAGUAACUCGAUUAUUUGAAUGUAUCGAGUAAUUCGAUUAUUAGAAAAAUAAUCGAAUGAAAAAUUAGUAAUUACUAAUUAAUAGUUACUAUUUGUACAAUCACUAGUUCAGUAAUUUAAUAGUUGGUGAUUAAUCGAAACAGUAUCAGUAAUCAUUCUUAUUUCUUUCUACUAUUUUAUUGACUACUAAUAACUAAUAUUACCUAUAUUGCUAUUGUCUUAUCGCGGACGGUGUAUCAAAACAUUCAGAACAGCGGCAUGCCUGCACAAUGACGUUCUUAUCUCGCGCAAAGUAUAAUAAUGUACGAUAUGAAUCAAAAUAAAAUAACCCAUAGUUUACUAUUGUGCGCAAAUGCUAAGUAGAUCAUUCUAAUCAUUUCUAGAUGAUUCUAGAAUCAUAAAUGAAACAGGUAGUUGCUAAUUUGCUAAUGUUCCUAUUCUAAUUUUGAUCACACACACACACACCAUAUAAUAAUUAACUAUUUUAUAAAUAACGAAUGACCCUUAUUUAGGUACAUUUUAUUGUAUCGUUUGUUUCAUUAGUUGAAACCGUCUGCGUAUCGUAAAACAUCGUAUACGAAAUUAACGCGUAUCGUAAAAAAUCCGAAAUAAAUUUUUAACUUUUAAAAUGCGACCAGGCAGUCAAAAACGUUCUGUAGUGUGGGAGCAUUUUAGAAAAAAUGCCGAUAAAAGUGUAGUUAAUUGUCAAAUCUGUAAAAAAGAAUUAAAGUUUUACGGAAAUACAACUAAUUUAAAAUGUAAGAAUGUUGUAGAUUUAAUGAAUUAUGAGUGUUACUGCUCAGAAUCUAAAAUAAUAUGAAUUUUUCGCGGUAUAUUGAGUGAUUCUUAUCUACUCUAUUAGGUACAUCGAACAAAUCACUCGAUUAUGAAAAAUCAAAAUUUCUAUCGAUUAGAUAACAAUCUUAAUCUAUUCGAUUAGGUACAAUAUUUCGAUUAUUUUAAUCGAGUGAAUCGAUAAUAUCUCGAUUACUAAUCUCUCGAUUAUCGAAGUCAUUCGAUUAUUCCCAUCACUAGAAAUAACCCGUUUCGCGCAUGCAGACUGACGGCAGGGAGCGUUACUGGGCUCCGUUUUCCCCACUUUGUCCCCUACAGUUCGCAAUGUGGUGUGCAUACAGCGCAAAAUAAGUGAUAUACAGAGCGAUUAUAUUAUAAUGUUGUUUAUAAUAUCGUAUAUCACGUGCAGAACAAAUCAUUAAACAGUCAACGGAGUGAAAGUAAUUGCGCGGUUCAUAGUGGCACAGACGCAUUGACAUACUGUAUCAAGUGUACGUAAUGACUCAUUAGUCAUAAUUCACACGUAGAUCUAUACAUCGUUCCGAUCGUUAAAGAUUGUGAUCGUGCAACGACGGUAUGUCAAAUAAGUGGGAAAUAAGUGAAUUCAAACGCAAUUUGGUUAGGACACGGGUUACUUCUCUCGUGGCACGGAGUGUAGAAAUCUUGUUCCGAUAUUUAAGUGUAGCACUUGUAAAGAAAAUCUGGGGAGAUACUUUGGGAAUACUUUGGUGGGCUGAUUAAUAAAUGAUCGAGGACCGUAGGUGAUCACUACUGGUGUACGGCAAACAGCUAUCAGGUUAACAGUCAAGUAUCCAAAUAAAUCCCACUGAAAUUAUACGUUCUUUCAAUAUUUCUCACUCAUUUUUGAUUAUCGUAUAGCUAAUUGUGAACUAAUAAAGAUUAGGUAUUUGAAGUCAUUUAGCUGAAACUUAACUCUAUCCCAGAUCGAUCUAAAUCCAGCAGUCAAUAUUUUCUAUGAUGCAUUACAUUAUUGUUUCCUUAGUUUUGUCCCACUAAGAAACAUCAUUUAGUCCCCAUUUCCUUCCUAAUUCUCAAAAGAACUUAAAAACUUAGUAUUUCUAAAACUAAAAGCUCAUUCCAAAUUCAAUGCUUCAGGAACCAGAUCCGAUUAUUUUGAGUUUUCUGUGCUCAGAGCUCGUUCUAAGUUUGUGAGUAAAAAUUGUUAUAGAGCAUAAUAUUAUAUUAAAAGUUACACUUUUAACAAUAUGAACGUUGCGGAAUAUUCUAAUUUUUAGUUUCGGUAAGGGAGAAUUAGUGGAACACUAUUAGUUUGUGUAGUGGCACGGUACGCGUGCGGUGUUUGUAUAGUGUUCCACUACACUUCCCCUGUCUAAACUAAAAAGUGGAAUAUCUCGUUAACGGAUUGACGCUUUGACGAACAUCAAAAAUGUCAACACCAAAAUUUAUUUGAAUUUAUACUCCGUCUAUCUAUGGUUAUUCGAAUAUAGGUUACCAUUUAAAUUUUUUAAAAGUUGACCUCCAAAUUCCAUUUAAAAGGGCAUCUAAAAAUGUUAAGUCCACAUAUAAUUUUAGAUUAAACUAUUUAAUAAAAAUGUUACAUUAUACAUUAUUCUCUAUUAUGUAUAUUUAUAGAAGAAAAUUAUGAUCCCGCUAUAUACUUGUAUGUAUUAUAAUACAGGGUAAUCAAAUGAAGUAAAUACCUGCUCGCAUAUUUGACAAAAUUCAAUAAUUUGUGCUUAAUUUGAUAUUUUUCUGAGAUUUUCCAAUUACAAUAUAAUUUCAUAAUAUAUGUACCUACUUACACGUAUACAUUUUUAAGACUCUGUUUUUGUUUUUAUUUCUGCAAAUUCAGUUUUUUUGGCCUGUUUUGUCUUACUGGUAAGUUUGAAUAAUAUUAUUUGUACCUAUUUAUCUGUAUCGUAAUAUUGAAAAAAGUUCAAAACAAAAUUCAUUCGACUAUUGAUUUCCUAUACCUAAAAAAAUAUAAAGCUUAAAAAAGCACUAUUUAAAUAUUAUACUCAACAUUGAAAAUCGUAGAAUCGAUUUAAUUUUAAGUAUUUUGGAAUAUUUUCCCGAUUGAAAUUAACUAUAGAGUUAGGUGAUUUAGUUAAUCUAUAUGUCUACAACGCCAUUGUUUUUUAUACAGCAAGACCAAAAAAGCAAACAAGACAAAACCAUCGAAGAAAUAUCUAAUGAGAUGGCUGAUGCACCAAAAUGUAAACUGGCCACUAAAAAAAUGCUCAAAGGACACAUUAAUAAAGUGAAUUCCGUCCACUAUAGUGGCGAUAGUAGGUAAUUGAAUCUGACUUUCAAAGUCUAUAAUGUAAAAAAAACUUACGCUGUGUGAUAUAUUUUACAGACAUGCGGUUUCCGGUUCGUUGGACGGAAAAUUAAUCAUAUGGGACACGUGGACCGGUAAUAAAGUGCAAGUGAUACCGUUACGUUCGGCUUGGGUUAUGUCCGUGGCCUUUGCACCAACUGGCAAUUUUGUCGGUUAGUUUAUUAUUAUCUAUUAUGUGCAAUAUAAUGAUUAAAGCUGAGCGAGUUACUCAAUUUGAAUACCGCCUAUUUGACUGAUUAAGUCAUAGUUAUACCUAUAGUUAUAGUAAUUUGGUAUAGAUAAGUACCUACAAUGUCUUAUUAAUACACAAGAAUAUAAUUUAGGUGCCUACUCAAAGAAAAAAAGUAACAAAAGUCACUAGAUACAUAUAAGUAAAAAAUUACUUUUAGAUUCUAAGCUAAGCAAGGAAUGCGUUGACUUUAUUAUGUUUUUUUUUAACAGUACUUUUAUAGGUACCUUUGUAGGUAGAAAUAUUGCUCCAAUCAAUAUCUUUGUAGUAACUUUCUUGUAUCAUUAUUGAUCUAGUUGAUGCAUUGCGGGAGUAAUAUUAUAAUUUUUCUUAGUAGUUUUCUAAAUAAUUGAGAAGAACCUAGUAAUUGUUUUAAUAAUUUUUGUGUUAUACCUGCAUCAAGUAAAAAAUAUGAUUAAUAAUUAUCUGCUCAGAAUGGUUUUUCUUAGGCAAUCAAUGUUCGUAUUGGGAGGAAAGUACAGGACAAAACUACCCACGGGUUAGUUUGAGUUCAAUAAUUGCAAGGGACGCUAUUUUUUAAGUUGUAAAAUCCUAUUUCUUUUAUUACAGUUACAUGAAAAAUAUAUAGUUCACUAGUUUGUUAACCAGUUUGUUCGUUUUUCGUUCACUUAGAAGAACUAGUUCAUUAUUGUUUUUUAAAUUAAUAUUUUUUUCUAAUUGCAUUUUAGCUUGCGGAGGAAUGGACAAUAUGUGUACUAUUUACGAUCUGAAUAAUCGCGAUUCCAAUGGAGGAGCGAAAAUGGUACGUGAAUUAUUGGGAUACGAGGGCUUUUUGUCUUCGUGUCGGUUUGUUGACGAUAAAACAUUGAUCACCGGAUCCGGAGACAUGAAACUGUAAUUAUUAAUUUGAAUAUUUAUAAUUAAUAGUAUUACCUAGAAAUUAUUAAUUGAUGUCUAUCUCCGAUCAUCCAUCACCUGUCAUAUCUCACAUACCUAUCAUUAUACAACAAUCCAUUGUUAUUAUUAUUGUUCUAAUCUUAAGUUAAUGAUGCCAACUAAAAAAUCUUAAAUAUUGACUAUAUCGCUAAUUGAUAAAUAUCGUUAAAAUGACUUGAGUAAACACUGGAAUACGAUUUUUUUCACCCAAAAAAAAAAAAACAUUUUAUUAACAAACUAUAAAUGUUUACACAUUUUUAAUAAUUAAUCAGUUAAUUUUAACACGUAUUUUAAAUGAGAAAAAUAUAUUUAGUACCUAUUCACUAAGGUAUACCCAAAUAGCGGUAUAUCUACUAUAGGUAGGAUUUUUAUAAGCCGAGAAGUUCGGAGGGUCUCUAAAAAUUAGAGAAUAUAAUAUUACUACCAACAUAUCCAGGUACCAUCUAUCUAUCAUCUAUGCAUUCUUAUUUAACCUGAAUUUAUUACCAACGUAAAUACAUAUUUAUAUUACUAUGUUCGUCGUUAUAAUUUCAUACUUGUAUUAAUAUAGUUGCAUGUGGGACUUAGAAGCCGGCAAAAGAACAAACGAAGUGGCGGCCGCACACUGCGGUGAUGUUGUUUCUUUGUCGUUAGCACCGGAUCAAGCUACUUUCGUAACCGGUAGCGUAGACAAGACUUGUAAACUUUGGGAUCUCAAAGAGUUGAAAUGCAAGCAAAUGUUCUUCGGACACGAGGCUGACGUGAAUUCAGUUUGUGUAAGGGAUUUUUUUUUCAUUACAGUAGAUACACAUUCCUAUACCUGCCACCUGUUGAAAGUUACUUAUUAUAUCUGUAUCUUUUUUAAUUGGUACAUAUUUUGAAGAGGUUAAGGCUCUUGAAUUAAUAAUUUUUUCUCCUUAGAAUCGAUCAUACACAGGGGAUUGGUGACAGUAUAUAUUUUAGUCAAUAUAGACCUAAAAGCCAGACAAAAGUGUAGGAAUUACGUUUGACGGAUUUCAAUUAUGAAAACAGAUUAUAAUUCUUUAGGUUUUUUAAUAGAAUAUGUUAAAAUAGAAAUUUAAAAAAAUUUGAUUGUAUUUUGAACAAUUUUGAACAAUUUACUUAAGUAUUAUGUCUUUAACCAUAUGAUAAAAAAAACUUUUAGGUUUCCGCGAGAGGAUAGUACAAGUAUAUCAUUUGUGUGACAACACGUUGUGGGUAGUUUUAAUAAUGUUUCACCACUCUACCCCUUCCCAACUUAAUAGUGGAAUACCUCGUUAACAGGUUGACGAUAAUCAGAAAUUUCAACACCGAAAUUUAUUUAAACUAAUACUCCAUUUGUUUUUUUAAUGUUGAUUGUUAUUUGAAAAUCAAAAGUAGGUUGUAGUGUCUCACUCCUUAAAAUAAAAACGACAAAAUAUAACCGAAAUGCAACAUUUUAGAGCUACUUGUUUCUUAAAUGAUCUAAAAAACAAAUGUAAUACUUUCCGUGGUAAUGAAUUUUUUACAUUGUGUGGAUCAUUCUGUAUACAUGUAUAGGCAGUAGUUGAAACGUAAAAUUAAUCAACAAAGCACGACCACAUACACAAAAACGAUUAAUAGAAGCGGGAGAAAUGGUUCGUUGACCUUCUUUCAAAUAUUGGGUUUGACCAAAAAUCGAAAUUUAUAUAAUAUCCUAGCCAUAUGGAAACUAAAAACCGUAUGACCGAAGUUGAAUUAUUUUAUUCCUUGGCCAGAUGACAUUUUUGUUCUAGAGACAAUAUUCUUCGUAGUCUUAUUUAAUUAGGUAUUUGGUACACUCAAAGAAUUUCGCAUUCCUAUCAAAAAUUCCAAUAUUUAAGGGAUUGCGUAUAAGCAAUUAUGAUGACAUUUUUAGAAUAAUUAAUAUUUAUCUAUUCAAAGUUAAUUUAAAAUUGAUCUGUAUCACUAUCAAAAGUAUUUAUUGUAAAAUCGUAAAAUUUAAUGAAACAAAUCGUCACACAAAACAAAAAAAUAACCUUCCAACUUUUGAUUUUCAAAUGGCAACCUAGUAACAGAGCACUAGUAAAAAGCCACGCACUGUACCGCUACACGAAUAAUGCUCCACGAUUCUCCGCCUACACAAAAUCAUAAGAGUGGACCAAAAUUAAUAAUAACGUUACAUUUUUAGCUACUUGUUUCUAAUUCUAAAUUUAAAAAAAGUAUGAAAAAGUUUUUUACUUUCCAUGAUAUCACAAAGAUCAUAUCUUUGUAAGACAAUUUAUAUAUAGGUACUUUUCAAAUUGAGUUUAUAUAGGUAUUCAUUUUUCGGUACAAGGUUUUUAUUUUCAAAAACUUUGCAUUCCAUUUUCUUUUCAAUUAUGUUUUUGUUGUUAUAAUAAUCAUAGUGACGUCAAAUUUUCACCAAAUACUUUUGUUAGUAUUUUCCAUUGACGUGGUAGAAUUUUCAAAAAAUUCCGCUGAUUUUGUACCAAUAUUUUUAAUUUUUUGUUUUAGAUUCUGAGCGGAGCGAGGAAUGUAUUGGUUUUACAAUGAUUUUUUUUUUUUUUUUUUUAUUUGAACACUAUAGGGUGGUACUAUAAAACGGUCAUUUUUUAAAUUAUUAUUAAUAUUCGAGAUAAUGAGGAAAACCUGGUUCUAUAGGUUAAAAAAGAUUGAAAGAUUAAAAAUAAGGUUGUCAUUGGGGACCGUUUUUUUUUUUAUUUUUUGUUAUUAUUAAGUUUUUAUCAUUUUAAAUCUUUUUUUAAAUAAUAAUUUUUGUCAUGGAAACGUACAUUGCUGUAAUCAUUUUACCAUAAUAUGACAUAAAUAUUGUUGAUAAAGCAACACUAUCAACUGAACUCCGCUCAGAAUCGUUUAUCGUUAGCAAUGGUUUAUCAUUACUUACAGAUAUACAUUCAAUUUUAAUCUGUAUCGUACCUUCUUUACUUCCCACCUUCAACAAUGAUUGCACCCACGUGUAAAAUAAAAAAUUGUUUGGAUCCAGUAAAAAUGCUCAAAAAUUAAACUCUAGGUUCAUUAAAAGUUUACUUUAAUAUUUGAAAAAAUAAAUUUUAAAUGUAAUACAGAAGUUUUUUUUAAAAGCGAUUUAAUUUCAAAUUUCGACGAAAAUCGUAGAAAUCAUAGCAUUCCAAAAAACAAGUUUAACUUAACUUUGCUAAGAAUCGGUUUUCAUUAGCAAUGAUAUUGCUAAUGAUGUUACGUACAUAUAUGGUAGGUAUAACUUAAACAUAAAUAUAAAGAUAUAUUUUAUACUAAAUGCCUAUCUAACUUCACACCUACAAUUCCACUUCAGCUCGUAUUUUUAUAUUUUCGUUCAAUAAUGCGAACGGGAAAGCUAUUAAAAAAAUCGUAUUCAAAUAAUUAUCUAUAGAAAAAAAAUAUUAACAUACAGAGAAAAAAUCUUAUCUACAUACGAAUGCCUAUUAUAUAAACUAGGUAGGUAUUAUAUAUUUUAACGGUAGAUAAAAGUCCAGCAAUUAUUUAAAAUAAGGUUGCCAAUUAAAAUUAGUUUAUCACGUUAAUGGUUGGUUUAGGUACAACGGAGAAAGGGUAAACAAUUAAAACUGAUGAUGCGAAAAACAAGUUAUAUAGUUUACCAAAUAUCCGACUGAAUAUAUUUCGAAUUUCUUAUGAUUCACUGUGUGCGCUUAAUGGUAAUUUAGAGACCAUUCUGCGGUUUAUUAUUGUUUGUCAACUACUUACCCCUUCCCUCCCCUCCUCUCGAUCGUAUAUAUGUAUUAAUAUUAAUUGAAGUCAUUGGCAAUAUUUUGAUCAUGUAAUAAUUAUAUAUGUACGAUUUAUUUUUUUCGUUAUGAUAAUGUUUAUUAAUGUAGAGUAGUUAAGCUCAUCAUACAUUAAGUACUUAUUUCCUUGUCGGUUAAUAAAAUAACAGACACACUGCAGAAAACGAACUUCAUAUAAUUUUAGCUCAUUUUAAGAUGCUAAUACACUUAUAUUGAAAUAGAAUAUAAGAAUAUUCACUGAUUUUUAUUAUUUUUUUUUUGUUUGCAUACAUUUUAGAGACAUGUCUCACUGCUUGAAGUAGAUAAUUUUGAAUGUGUUGUUUCCAUAAUUUUACUGUGAACUAAUAGAUACCUAUGUACCUACAUAUUUUUCCAUAAAUAAUAAACAUUUACACCGAUAGAACAUAUUUUUAUAUUACUCUUGUACCUAUAACAUAUUUAUAUGUAUUACUAUUAGGUGUUUGAUAUAGGUAGGUACGUGAGGUAAUUAUGACUUGCUUUUUGCCAUCUCACAAAAGCUGAAUGAGUCUAAAUUGUGCAACAUUUACUAUCAAUAAUAAUCAAUAAGUUACUGAGUUAGCCUUUAACCUAACACACUAUAGCACAACAGAACAAAUACUACUAUAUGGUACAAAAUAUUAUAAUAAUUUUUUUAUAGUAUACUUAAUACAGUAAUACAUAACUAUCGACAAGGAAAAAAAAUUUGUAACUGAGUAAGGGAAAUUGAUCGGCAUACAUUUUAUUUUUAAAUAUAAGUACCUAUAAUCGGUCAAUAAUUUUAUAAGUAGAACUUGAACAAUAAAUAAUAAUAUACCUGAUUUUAAAUAAAUUUAGCGUAGAAUUUCUGUGGUAUUCACUAAAAUUUAUUGUCGAAAUUACCAAGCCCAGAUUUUGAAUUUUCAAGACGGGUUAAAAUAAUAUUUUGAACUCGCCUUGAAUUCAUCAAUUUCAUAUUAAAGAUCAAAGGUGUGUCAAGUUUAUAUAAUAUUAAAGAAUUUUAUUUAAUUUCCAUUAUGGUUCUUAGUUUCUUAGAUAAUAAUAAUAUUAUCUAUGCAUGCAGGUUUUACCAACAAUUUAUAUUUAUUGAAGGUAUUAUACUUACCAUAUAUUAAAACAUUUAGACAUAGGUACUUUCUAUAUCUAGCUGGGUACAUCUACCAAUGGUUAAUAAAAAAAAAAUAAUAAAAAAAAGAGAACAAAACAAUAAUAUAAUUUAUACCUAAUCUGUUUAUUGGUUAAAGUUUCACAACAGUGGCUAUGGGUUUGUGACGGCUUCGGAAGACAAGUCUGCGCGUCAGUACGACAUCAGAUCCGAUCAACAGAUUGCCAUGUACAAACCUCCAAAUACCACGUCGGGGUUUACAUCAUGCGGUUUGUCGGUGUCCGGUAGAUUUCUGUUGGCCGGUAGCGACGACAACUCGAUUCACGUAUGGGACACGAUGAAAGUUCAACACAACGGUGAUUUAAUAUUACAUACACAUAUUCGCCCUUUUCCCAAAUAUUUGGAUUCAGCAACCUAGGUUCUAAAUUUCCAUAUUAUCCUCAACCAUGGUAAUAACCAUCUCCUUUUCGGUCUUUAUUUUACCAUCCAAAUUACUUUAUUAAACUACUUUUACAGCUUUUGACUUAAAAGUUCUCAUAUCCAAUUCUUAUAAGUUCAUAGUACAUUCUACCUCGUCUUAUCGACUAUCGAUACAAUGCUUAUAUAUUAUGGGUACUAUUCUCUCUAGUGAAUUCAUUCGUCCAAUAAUCGGUUUUGUAAAAUUCAUUUUUCAGCUAAAUUGGAAUCCUCUUAUCAUACUAUACCUACCUCCCUAACUUCCUUAUUCCAUUCAUACAACCAAACUUAAUGCUAUAAGUUACACGCCCUUCUCAAAUCAAUCGUUUUACUGUAAGAAAGGCAUACUAAACACUUAAACAUCUCACCUACUUCGUCCUAAAUUCAGGAAAUUACAGGACUAAAAACUUAUAUUAUCUUUUUCUAGAAGUGGUUAAAUUUUCAAAACAUUUGUGCCAUUUUUGAACUAUUUAUAGACAUUUUAUGAGUUUUAAUUUUGUGAGUUUUGUACAUAAUUUCUAUUUGAUGAGUACUCUGUGUAUUAUAUUGUUAAACUUGACAGAAAUGCAUGCAAAUUUAACAGAGGUUCAUUAAAAGUCGUACAUUGUGGUUAAAAAAAAAAUUGAGUUAAUAUAGUAUUUUUUAGAUUUCGAGCGUAGGGAGGGGAGCUAUUUUUUUUUUUUUUUUAGUCUGCGGGCACGUUUUAUUUUAGUAAACUUGCUCCGAUUUUUACGUGUCCAAUUUUUUCUGAAAGCCCAAAUUGUCUAGAUUGUACUUUAAAGACGUAAUUUUUUGAUUUUCGACACCAUUUUUUAAAUAAAGGACUUAAGUGGGAAAAACGUAAGAAAACGUACAAUUUCACGAUUUUAUUAUUUUAUAAAAACACGGACGACGUUUUCUACCAGAAAAAAAUGAUUUAAUUUGAAAAAUCACAAGAUACCUUUUUCAUUGCCUUUUUGAUUUAAUUUCUCACCCAUCGUGUGAAGUAUGUUCCUAUUUUUAAUACCUAAUUUGAAUUCUUAGAAGUAACACAUUAUCUUCUUUUAAUUGUAUUACUUGUGUAGUUUACUACAUGUAUUUUGUAUUACUUGUACAGUAAUUUCAAACUAAAUUCCUUAAUUCUAAGUUAUGUAGUUUUGCUAUGUUGCCCGUUAGUGGAACUGACUGAGACAGUAAAUGCGGGCAUCACGUCUUUUUAACCCAUCACCACUUUGCCCAUUAUCAUACUAUACUAUCCAUACUCUAUACAUAAUAUUAAACCCAAGUGCAACUCUCCACUCCACUCCUCAAAUAUUAUGUUACUACUAUGCUCAAUAUGUAAAAUUAUUUUAACGUAUUAUUUAUAACGUUUGUAUAGGUACUUUAAGCGGACACGAGAACAGAGUGACUUCUCUGAGUGUAUCGCCAAACGGUAUGUCUGUGGUCACUAGUUCCUGGGAUAUGAACGUACGAGUUUGGGUUUAA
Cinara cedri is the source of this 13913-nucleotide messenger RNA. The record is from the annotation of a GenBank genome assembly. NCBI's taxonomy places the organism in Eukaryota, Metazoa, Arthropoda, Insecta, Hemiptera, Aphididae.